Messenger RNA from Aspergillus nidulans FGSC A4, 1478 nucleotides. Its product is annotated as M20 family metallopeptidase. The coding region runs from base 204 to 1478 and encodes 424 amino acids. The transcript has a single exon. Gene Ontology annotation, cellular component: extracellular region. Gene Ontology annotation, molecular function: hydrolase activity, acting on carbon-nitrogen (but not peptide) bonds. The record is from RefSeq and is a predicted model, not a curated record. NCBI's taxonomy places the organism in Eukaryota, Fungi, Ascomycota, Eurotiomycetes, Eurotiales, Aspergillaceae.
CGCUUGUGUACUGAGAUCUCUGUAGUUUAUUCUAUUUUCAGAGUGUUGAGCUUCAGACGGCCGUUGGCUGCCUACCCUGGCCUUGUGGGAUUGUCCCCGCAUCACGACAUCACGGCUGUACUACUCCAAACUUCACCUCCACCUCCAGGCAGAGUUCUUGACUUCCAAUUGACCCAGAGAAUGCCCAUCCCGUAAAAGCAGCAAUGAAUCUUUCCAUCCUCGCCGCGCUGGCCCUCGUCAGCUUCAGCACUGCAUCCACAGAGCAACAAUCCCCGCUCUUCUCGCAUGCAGACCGCUCACCAAAAUCCAUCAUUGACGCCUCACCCUUCCUCUCCCUCCACCGAGACCUCGUCUCAAUCCCCUCUGUUUCCGGUAACGAGUCCGCUGUUGGCGAAUUCCUAGCGUCCUUCCUCGAAUCUCACAAUUUCAAUGUAAUAAAGCAGCCAGUCGAAGGGCGCACCUCUCGGUUCAACGUCUUCGCUUACCCGUCGUCUGCUCCAUCCAAACCAUCCAUCCUUCUGACAAGCCACAUCGAUACUGUUCCCCCGUUCAUCCCAUACUCUGUACAAUACAGUGAUAAUGAAAGAGAUAUUGUCAUCAGUGGCCGGGGUUGUGACGACGCAAAAGGCAGCGUUGCUGCGCAGGUCGUCGCAGCUCUUGAAACGCUCGCUGAGAAUCCCUCUGCGCCCUUAGCUCUCCUGUUCGUUGUUGAUGAGGAGGUCGGUGGCGCAGGAAUGCGCGCCUUCUCCUUUAACACAACCCUCAACCCAUCCCCGGACUCGCCCUCAUCCCUCGUUGAUGGCUACAAGACGAUCAUUUUCGGCGAACCAACAGACCUUGCCCUUGUCUCUGGGCAUAAAGGCAUGCUAUCAUUCCACGUGCACGUCACUGGCAAGUCCUCGCACUCGGGAUACCCGUGGCUGGGGGAAAGCGCUUUGAGCACUAUCCUCCCUGCGCUUUCGGUCAUCGAUAAACUCGGCGAUAUUCCCGUUGAAAAGGGCGGGCUUCCUUCAAGCGAGAAAUACGGCCGCACAACGGUGAACAUCGGCCGGGUCGAAGCCGGUGUAGCGGGAAACGUUGUCCCCGCGGCAGCGGACGCGGAUGUCACUGUUCGUCUUGCUGCAGGGACUCCAGAGGAGGCGAUGGAUAUUGUGCUCGCGGCUGUUGCUAACGCAACGGGGGACAACCCCCAUGUUGUUGUGAAAUUUGCAGAGGGGCCGAAUGGUGGUGUUGGUGGGUAUGCGCCUCAGGAUCUCGAUACGGACGUGCCUGGGUUCGAGAUUACCACUGUGAAUUACGGCACUGAUGUGCCUAAUCUGAAGGUCUAUGAGGAGAAUGAUGUGAAGAGAUAUCUCUACGGACCAGGGAGUAUUCAUGUUGCCCAUGGAGAUCAUGAAUCGAUUACGGUUGCGCAGUUGGAGGAGGCUGUUAAGGGAUACAAAAAGUUGAUCACAGCUGCAUUGGAGCGGAUUUACUGA